GAAAUCAGAGGUUCGAGAGGAUAAAUCAUUUCCACUUCACGAAUUCUGAUUGCAGUUAUAUUUCUGUCUAUUUACUUAUAGAGUAUAGUAAGAAUAAAAAUUUAUUCUAGAACAUUCUUUUUGUUGUUCUCGAACCAUCUGCUUUCCCGCCAAAUUGCAUUAGCAGCGCCACCUUCGGAGGGUUACGAGAUCGAUUCGAUAAUAAUCGUUCUUCCGAUAAUCGUACUAAGUCGUGACAGUUGGCGGGAAGACAGUGACCAGGCUUUAGCUUAACGCGUAAUCGUUCUAAAUUACCGUGUGUACCUAAAUUACUGUGCGUGUUUCUUAUCGUUGUUAGUUACUUGUUUUUAUAGUGUUUAGUUAACCUAUCAUUAAACGGAUUUCGUUGUUUUUUACGGAAGUAGAAUUAGAUCAACAAGUUCUCCACGAUAAUUUUAGCAAGUUCCUGGAAGAAAAAAGUGCAUCGAAGGUCGCUCGAACAGCGUGAAAGCAAGAACGUCUGCAGUGAUAGAGAGCCUCCACCCUUCGAAACGAUCCAGGAAGUCAUCGACUACCGCGUCGUCCGGUGCAUCGAUAAUCGUCGGUCCUUUCAUCCUAAGCGGGUCAUCAUCAUCCGUACUCGAGACAACGCUACUGCGACCACUACAAUGCUGCCAACGCAAAGGUAGAAGCUGCAGAGGAGCGUGUAACGAGAACAACGUUUAAAGAAAAUGGCGGUAAUUGACGGAACGAAGAAGCCUCUUGCCGGUUCUCACGGGCGAACGACAGUUGUAUCGGAAGGCAACAAACUGCAGGCCAGGUGGAUUCGGGGGAGGACCGUUUCUCGUAGCUGCGAAGAUGCUUAGGAAGAAAGAUUCCCGAAAUUUCAUUAGCUAAGAGUAUAACCUUUCGAAGAUUCGUCGAGUCGAAGAGAUCGGACUUAAAGUCUUGGACCGUUAGUUCUUAAGGACAAGGGAGAAGGAGGUGUUCGGAAAGAGAUUGGUAAACAGGAAGCACGGUAUCCGGAAGUAACGCUGGCACGGUGAGGGGGUCCAGCAACGAGUCCAGCUGUGGAACAGCGAGUUCCGGCAGCGGAAGCGGUGAAGCCAGCGGCAGAAUGCAGUUGACAGAAGCCUCGACUCCUGGCGCUGCCGCAUCGCCGGAGUCGGGCGUUUCUCCUCUGACCGAUGCCUACACCAAGAUGACCAGCGAUAUCCUGGCGGAAAGGACUCUCGGCGAUUUCGUAAGCGAGCAUCCUGGAGAACUGGUCCGAACAGGUUCACCCCACUUGGUCUGCACCGUUCUCCCAGCGCACUGGAGGUCGAACAAGACCCUUCCGGUAGCGUUCAAGGUCGUAGCCCUUGGCGAGGUAGGCGAUGGCACUUUGGUGACCGUUCGUGCUGGCAACGACGAGAACUGCUGUGCCGAGUUAAGAAAUUCCACCGCGCUGAUGAAGAAUCAAGUUGCCAAGUUCAACGAUUUGAGGUUCGUCGGAAGAAGCGGAAGAGGGAAGAGUUUCACGUUGACGAUCACCGUGUCCACCACGCCGCCGCAGGUCGCUACCUACACCAAGGCGAUCAAAGUAACCGUCGACGGCCCGAGAGAACCGCGAUCCAAGACCAGGCAGCAACAGCAAUUCCACGCGUUCGCGUUCGCUUCCCAGAGGGGUGGACCAUUUUUCGCAUCCCCUUUAGUGGAUCCUCUGCAACCCUUGCCGAAUCUUCAACCGUUAUCGAAUCCGUUGCAGCCACGAAACCCGUUGUCCUCGUUCAGGCACACGAUGCCUGGAAACUGUCAAAACAUGUCCCAGUUUGGUCUGGCUGCAAGUAAUUCAUGGGGAUACGGGAGCACGGCUGGUUACGCCGGUUACCUUCCUGGGCCUUUGUCGUCGUGCGCGGCACAGGCGUCGUUCCCACCCCCGCCACCGCCACCUCCACCUCCACCACCACCCCCGCCGUCAUCGUCAUUGGCGUCUUUCGCGGGCACCGCGUCUAUGAACACACCGACGGCGCCCGAUUCCACAGCGGAAUCCACUGUCACUUCCGGUACCGGUGCGGGAUCCACGGCACAGCAGGAUGCGUUCUCAGCGGUAUCUUCCCUGGUCCCGGACUCGACGACGACGGGUCAGUCGGAUCCGCUGGAUCCAUUGAGCAGCCUGAUGUCCGGAACAUCGAUUCAGAGGUACCAGGACUACAUGUCACCCAGAUCCCUGUCGACGGACUCCAGCACCACGGAGAGUCCCGUGCACGAGGAACAAGCCUUCGGACAGAAUUAUGGCAACUACUUCCCGACGUCCGGUGUGCUUCCCAGCAUCCUCUACUCUCAGCUGUACGGCAACCAGUUUCAAAAUUCCGAGAGCCCCGAACAGAGAACGGUGACGGACAGUUGCAGCGUCAGAGAGGGAGAAGUCAGACCGGACAAUAACGUGUGGAGGCCUUAUUGAGACAAAGGUCCUCUCCUAGGAAUUUCGUCGAACGAGCCUCUGUCGUAGGGUAUCGUCGUCUUUUUUAAACGAACAACGACGAAUCGAUCGUCGACGAGCAAAACUGUGAUCGGUGAAAUGUGCUGGCUCGAUACGAAACUAGCUACUUUUAGUGGGCAUUAACGAUUUCGAAAAAUGACAGUCACGGUGCAGGUUCGGUGGUGAAGGUUAAUCACGAUCGAUCGAUCUUUCCGCUGGUUGUGUCUCAACGAAUCUCUAGAGUGGGUUGAUUUGUAAUUAAGCGACGGAGAGAACGGGAUUUUUUGAAUGGCGAAUGCGUGAGACUGGUGUGAACGUGCUGGUGCUGGUACGGUGAUGGUGACGAUGACGAUGAUGUAUAUAAACACUGUACAUAGAUAGAGCAUUGUCGUUUCGUCGGGUCAUUCAUCACUGGCGACAGACUACGAGAAACGUAACCAACUGUAUCGACUGUAUCCACGGUGAUGGUGCUUUCGACUUAAGUUUCAUAUUCUUUCAUUUCGAGGAUACGCGAAAAUUUUACUUUCUGCUUCGAUUACGUUUUUACGUCUUCGAACUUCCUAUCAACGAAAAGGUUCAUAAAACUAAGCGAAGAUGCUCAAAAUAAUUAUAGGAUCGAUCCGAUGACUUUACUUCUUAACGCUUUUCUUGUUAGUAUUUGUUGGCGAUCUAAAGUAUUCGAGAAGAUCCUCUAAAUUAUUUUCUGCGCGACUUAAAGAACAUCAGUCGACGAUACAGUCGGUACAAGUUCGAUUUCUUUCGAUUAUGUUUUCAUAGUAUAACGUGGAUCGAUUCGACUGCGGGCUCGUGCAAUAUCGUCCGAGCGUGAUUCGGUGUUGCGAUUCUCGUCGAGUUAAAAACGUGGAAAUUUGUUAAAGAGAAUUGUGCGGAUCGCGUUUCGGUCGAGUCGACGAUAAAAAGUCUCUCGCGAGGGACGAGGAAAAACUUGUCAAGAUUCAACGAAAGAGAAGCAUGCCGACGGUACGCUUUCACAUCGAAAUUCUUCCGGUAAACCGAAACCAAAACCGAAAUUUGCGUCACAGUGUCCUACGGCGCGAUACGAUUGAACGCGUCGGUGGUGAUUUAAUCGUUGUUUUUUUCUACCGCCGACGAUUAACACUCUGCGCCUCCCCCCGAAAGAAUAAUUUCCGAUAUACAUAUCUACCGACCUAUUGUUAUCGUAGUUUUUAACUUAGUC
Messenger RNA from Megachile rotundata (alfalfa leafcutting bee), 3638 nucleotides. RefSeq lists its product as uncharacterized. Gene Ontology annotation, cellular component: nucleus. The record is from RefSeq and is a predicted model, not a curated record. Gene Ontology annotation, molecular function: RNA polymerase II cis-regulatory region sequence-specific DNA binding; ATP binding; DNA-binding transcription factor activity, RNA polymerase II-specific. Gene Ontology annotation, biological process: regulation of DNA-templated transcription. NCBI's taxonomy places the organism in Eukaryota, Metazoa, Arthropoda, Insecta, Hymenoptera, Megachilidae.